Eruca vesicaria subsp. sativa (arugula) is the source of this 306-nucleotide messenger RNA. Lineage: Eukaryota; Viridiplantae; Streptophyta; Magnoliopsida; Brassicales; Brassicaceae. The record is from the annotation of a GenBank genome assembly.
AUGUAUAGCAACGGAUUAUUAGCGACAAUGGAUGUGAACAGGUUGGCUAAAGCUCACGUACGUUUAUGGGAAGGUUUGGGUGACAAAACUGCUUUUGGUAGAUACAUUUGUUUCGACACCAUUCUCUCAAAAGAUGGAGCUGAAAAGCUUGCUAAAGAUAUUGGUGUUCACGUGGAAAAGAUCUGCGGCAGUAACAACGAUUCAGACGCAAACGCAGAAGCUUCUACUCCUAGUUUACAGAUAUCAGAUAAAAAGCUUUUAGAUCUUAUGUCAAGAACUCUAAGAAGUUGCUAUCAUGAAAGUUAG